AUGUCAUAUGCGGAAGACCAGUUUGACGGGAAGAUCAUCUCGACAGAACACCGACCCGACCAAUAUCACACAGAUCACACAACUGCAGAGGGGUGCCGCAAUCACCUGCCCACAGCCCAGCAAUACGUGGACUGCCCCACGCGCCAAACGCGCACCUUGGAUAAGUGCUAUGGGAAUAUACCGGACGCUUACAAAUCCUUUUGUCGGCCCGCUUUGGGGAGCCGCAAGCGGCGUCGAACGGCCCUCGCCGCACCGCGCGACCCCCCGCUCCGCUACGAGUACCCGCUCCGCCCCGCGCUCCGCUACGACUCCCCGCUCCGCUGCGACACCCCGCACCGCGCUCCGCUACGGCUCCGCGCUCCGCUACGGCUCCGCGCUCCGCUACGGCUCCGCUACGGCUCCGCUACGGCUCCGCUACGGCUCCGCUACGACUCCGCGCUCCGCUACGACUCCGCGCUCCGCUACGACUCCCCGCACCGCUACGACUCCCCGCACCGCUACGACUCCCCGCUCCGCUACGACUCCCCGCACCGCUACGACUCCCCGCACCGCUACGACUCCCCGCACCGCUACGACUCCCCGCACCGCUACGACUCCCCGCACCGCUACGACUGCCCGCUCCGCUACGACUCCCCGCUCCGCUACGACUUCCCGCUCCGCUACAACUUCCCGCACUGCGUGCCACUACGACUCCCCGCACCACUACGACUCCGUGCACAGCUACAACUCCCCGCACCGCGCAACUCGCGAUUUCCCUCCCUGUGA
Messenger RNA from Knipowitschia caucasica, 765 nucleotides. NCBI's taxonomy places the organism in Eukaryota, Metazoa, Chordata, Actinopteri, Gobiiformes, Gobiidae. The record is from the annotation of a GenBank genome assembly.